Molecule: messenger RNA, 2700 nt
Organism: Dendrobium catenatum
Lineage: Eukaryota; Viridiplantae; Streptophyta; Magnoliopsida; Asparagales; Orchidaceae
Product: ADP-ribosylation factor GTPase-activating protein AGD2
Exons: 19
Coding region: 146-2389 (747 amino acids)
Cellular component (GO): cytoplasm
Molecular function (GO): protein binding; GTPase activator activity
Source: RefSeq, a predicted model, not a curated record
AAAAUCCCUAAAAGAAGAUAGAAGCGGGUGCAGAAGGGACAUAUCGGCUCCGGCAAGCAAAACAAAUAUCUGCCUCCUCUGCGAGCUUUGCGUUAGAUCCGUUGAAGAUCUUAACUGCUCCAGUGGGAAGGAGAGGCAAUAAGAAAUGGCGGCUUUCGCGAAGCUGGAAGAUUCCCCUAUGUUCAGGAAACAGAUCUUUUCAUUAGAACAAGAAGCCGAUGAGUUAAAAGAGCGCUGCCAAAGGCUUCAAAAGGGAUGCAAGAGAUUUAUGAAUUCAAUUGGACAAGCAUUUGAUGCAGAUUUCACCUUCGCAGAGUCAUUAGAAGCUUUUGGUGCUGGGCAGGACGAUCCUACUAGUGUUGCUAUUGGAGGGCCUGUUAUGUCUAAGUUUACCACUGCAUUCAGGGAACUUGGCACUUACAAAGAACUUCUUCGGUCUCAGGUUGAACAUAUGCUUAGCGAUCGUUUGAUGCAGGUCAUCACUACUGAUAUGCAAAAUAUAAAGGAUUGUCGCCGAAGGUUUGAUAAAGCUACAUCAAGUUAUGAUCAGGCACGUGAUAAAUUCAUGUCUCUUAAAAAGGGCACUAAAAAAGACGUCGUUGCUGAACUGGAGGAGAAUCUUCACAACUCAAAAUCUUCUUUCGAAAGAUGUCGACUUAACCUAGUUAAUGCUCUUGCUAAUUUUGACGCAAAGAAAAAGUAUGAAUUCCUGGAAUCUAUUAGUGCAAUAAUGGAUGCUCAUCUGAGAUACUUUAAGCAGGGGUAUGAAUUGUUGAACCACUUGGAGCCUUUUAUCCAUCAGGUUUUAGCAUAUGCACAACAAUCAAAGGAAAUGGCCAAUGCUGAACAGGACAAACUUGAAAGAAGGAUUCAGGAGUUCAGGACUCAGGCUGAACUGGCUAGCUUAAGAGCAUUAAGUCAUGCAGAAACCUCAACGAGUAGUGAUGGUACUCUUUUUGUUGGUAGUAAUUCAUACAAGAAUAUAGAAGCUCUAAUGCAAUCUGCUGCAAAUGGACCGGUUCAAACAAUAAAACAAGGAUAUCUUCUUAAACGCUCAUCUGGUUUGAGAGGAGAAUGGAAAAGAAGGUUUUUUGUACUCGAUAGUCAUGGCAGAUUGUACUACUACAGAAACAAGCACAGUAAACAGCCGGUUGGAGAUAACAUAGGCUGUCGUACAGUAGAUCUUCAUACUUCAACAAUUAAGAUUGAUGCUGAACAAACAUAUCUGAGAUUUUGCUUCAGAAUAAUUUCACCACUGAAUACAUACACCUUCCAGGCAGAAAGUGAAGCAGAUAGGUUGGACUGGGUUGAUAAGAUAAAAGGAGUCAUUGCAUCACUUCUGAAUUCUUCAUUGACAAAGCAGCUUUCGAUGGGAAGUAUCAAUACACAAAACAGCAAGUUCUCUGACAGCUGUCAAGUUUCAUUGCUGGAUGGUAGCAUGAAUACCAUGGAAUAUGAUCAUGUGUCUAAGAUUCUUAGAUACAUUCCAGGAAAUGAUUCUUGUGCAGAAUGUGGUUCUCCUGAACCUGACUGGGCUUCAUUGAAUCUUGGAAUCCUUAUAUGUAUUGAAUGUUCAGGGGUUCACAGAAAUCUUGGUGUACAUAUAUCAAAGGUCAGAUCUCUUAUGUUAGAUGUAAAAGUCUGGGAACCAAUCAUCAUUGAUUUAUUUCAAGCUUUGGGUAAUUCUUACUGCAACUCGGUGUGGGAAGAAACACUUUUACUACGUGAUAAAAGAAUGGAUGAAUCAAAUGGUAAUUUAUUGUCCAUCAGCAAACCAACUUCUGGAGAUGCUUUUCCUGUCAAAGACAAAUUCAUACAGGCAAAGUAUGUGGAGAGGAUUAUGAUUUCCAAGGAUGGUAACCAGCCUGAUCUUCCUCCAGUCAAUGUCCGCAGCUGGGAAGCAGUUAAAAGUAGUAAUAUCCAAGCCAUGUAUCGGCUCCUUGUAGUGUCUGAUGCCAACCCUAAUACUAGUUACGAUGAUAUAAGCACCACCAGACAUUGCCACCAUGGGGAUGUUUCACUGAACGGUGAAAUGGAGAAUAUACAACUUGAUCUUUCAAAAUGCCAGAAAACAAUGGAUUCCUGUGAACUUACAAACGUUCUGGAGGGUUGUUCCUUGCUGCACUUAGCAUGCCAUAUUGGUGAUCCUGUCAUGGUGGAACUCCUGCUACAGUUUGGUGCUGACAUAAAUAAAAAGGACUUCCAUGGAAGAACCCCUCUUCACUGCUCUAUCUUUAGAAAGAAUGAUUCCCUCGCCAAAUAUCUAAUCAGAAGAGGUGCAAACACAUUGAUUAAAGAUAGUGGCGGCCUGACUUGUCUAGAGAGGGCUAUGGAAUUUGGAGCAAUAACUGAUGAAGAGCUGUUUAUAUUACUUACAGGCCGUGAGUAAGAUAAUCGUACAUUCUGCUACUCUAAUAUAAUGAAGCAAAAACUGUGUACUCUCAACUGCGAUGUCUAUAGCCCUCUUUAUAUUGGCUGACAAUUAUCAAAGACUUAAAGUUGAAGGUAAUUCCAUUUAUAUAUUUUUCUUAGUUCUGUCAUACCCUGCAGACUUGACCAUUCAAAACGUUUGUGAUAUUUCACUCUGUAACAUGAUUUUUUCAACAUUUUUUUUUAAAUAUUUACAGUGAUCUGAAAUUAUUCAACUUAUUAUGUAUCCUAAUAUAUUUUUCUUUAAUUUCAUUUAAAACUGUUCUGAUA